Purpureocillium lilacinum is the source of this 1233-nucleotide messenger RNA. RefSeq lists its product as uncharacterized. Gene Ontology annotation, molecular function: glucan endo-1,3-beta-D-glucosidase activity. Lineage: Eukaryota; Fungi; Ascomycota; Sordariomycetes; Hypocreales; Ophiocordycipitaceae. Gene Ontology annotation, biological process: carbohydrate metabolic process; cell wall organization. The record is from RefSeq and is a predicted model, not a curated record. Gene Ontology annotation, cellular component: cell surface; extracellular region; fungal-type cell wall.
AUGCGUUUCACCUCGGCUCUCGUCGCGGGCGCCCUCGCCGCUGGCGUCUCCGCCGACGGCAAGAACUACCUCGGCUUCAACUCGGGUGCCACCAAGGCCGACCGCAGCGCCAAGUUCAAGGCGGACUUUGAGGCCGAGUUCAAGACGGCCCAGGGCCUCGUCGGCGCUCCCGGCACCUUCAACUCGGUCCGCCUCUACACCAACAUCCAGGCCUACUCCAAGGACGACCCCAUCGAGGCCUUUGAGGCCGCCGUCGAGACCAAGACGUCGAUGCUCCUCGGUGUCUGGACGUCGGGCACCGACAACAUCGACAAGGAGAUUAGCGCUCUGAAAAAGGCCGUUUCCAAGUACGGCAGCAAAUUCACGGACCUCGUCAUCGGCAUCUCCAUUGGCAGCGAGGACCUGUACCGCAACUCGGCCACCGGCGUCAAGAACGAGGCCGGUGUCGGCGCCCAGCCCGAGACCAUUGUUGGCUUCAUCAAGGACUUCAAGAAGGCCUUUGACGGCAACCCCCUCAGCAAGGUCCCCGUCGGCCACGUCGACACCUGGGAUGUUUGGGGCAACGCCACCAACAAGCCCGUUCUCGACGCCGUCGACUGGAUCGGCGUCGACGAGUACCCCUACUACGAGAACGACAAGGGCAACGACAUCAAGAACGCCGGCCACCUCUUCGACAAGGCCUACGACGCUACCAUUGCCGCCGCCGGUGGCAAGCCCGUCUGGGUGACCGAGACGGGCUGGCCCUACACCGGCAAGAAGUGGGACCAGGCCGUCGCCAGCGUCGAGAACGCCAAGUACUACUGGGACGAGGUCGGCUGCCGCAAGCUCUUUAACAAGACUCCCACCUUCUGGUACACCCUGCGCGACUCCAACCCCGACAACACCAUGAAGUUUGCCAUCACCGACAACCUGUCCACCAAGCCCCGAUUCAACCUGACCUGCCCCACCACCUUUGACACCAAGCCCGAGAGCUCGAGCGUCUCGGGCACCGCGACCGCUACGGGCACGGGCUCCGGCACCGCCACUGGCAUGCCCACUGCCUCGUCCACGUCCGGCUCCGGCUCCGGCGGCUCUGGCUCCAACGGCUCCGGCAACGGCUCCGGCAAGAGCGGUGCCUCUGGCACCACCGCCGGCGCCAGCGCCACGCCCACGGGCGGUGCGGCCUCCCAGAAGGUCUCUGGGGUUGCCUUUGCCGGCGUUGCCGUCAUGGUCGGCGCCCUUGCCUUGUUCUAA